This is a messenger RNA of Ogataea angusta, 765 nucleotides long. RefSeq lists its product as uncharacterized. The coding region runs from base 1 to 765 and encodes 254 amino acids. The record is from RefSeq and is a predicted model, not a curated record. The transcript has a single exon. Lineage: Eukaryota; Fungi; Ascomycota; Pichiomycetes; Pichiales; Pichiaceae.
AUGAUUUCAUUCAGAGCUCUUAGAAGUGCGACUCGUGGAGCGCGCUUCUGUCGCCCGCUGCCAGUCACUACAUGUCAGAAGCGCACAUACGCUCUGAAGGAAACCCACGAUCCUCCAAAAGUGGCAUAUUUCUUGUUGGUCGGCGUGUUUGGUACGCUCGUUUUUGUGUAUGUUGCCAACAAGGUCAAUGAUCAGGAUUCAUCCAAAUCGCUGGCAAAGCGGAAGAACACAUUCACCGAAGAGGAGUGGGAACAGCAAAUGAAUCAAAUCAAGCGCAAACAGCUGUCAUUUGACAAUUCCAACAACUUUUAUCUGGUUCCCUACGGAGCGCAUAGAGAACAGAAAGUGGAACAGCUCGUAAAAGCCCUUGGCCCAAACACUGCCACCGUAGACUUGAACGAACUCAUCAAGCGGCAGAUGGAUGAUCCAAGCUCACAAUACGGCGCACUGUUAGGAAAGACUUUGGAUACAUACGAUCCUCAGCGAAACACAUGUUUCUACACCUUUACUUAUAGAUUGGCUGCUGGUGUGUUCACCAAACUUGUGAGAACAGAGAUGCAACGGCUCAAAGCAAAAGACCCCCAGAUUGAGAAUUUUGUCAUACUGAACUAUCCAAACACAAUGCCCGAGGCCGUUAAAUUCGAACAGGAUGUGGCUAUUGUCAAGAAUCUUGUUCUUUUGGACGAGAAAGAGUCAGAUGAAAACAUUGUGGACUACUUCCGUACCGUUGGUAAGGUUGUGGAUUUAGAGAAGCUAGGAAAAUAG